Corticium candelabrum is the source of this 1045-nucleotide messenger RNA. Its product is annotated as zinc finger MIZ domain-containing protein 2-like. Gene Ontology annotation, biological process: protein sumoylation; regulation of transcription by RNA polymerase II. The coding region runs from base 1 to 963 and encodes 320 amino acids. The transcript is spliced from 7 exons. NCBI's taxonomy places the organism in Eukaryota, Metazoa, Porifera, Homoscleromorpha, Homosclerophorida, Plakinidae. Gene Ontology annotation, molecular function: SUMO ligase activity; zinc ion binding. The record is from RefSeq and is a predicted model, not a curated record. Gene Ontology annotation, cellular component: chromatin.
AUGUAUCCAGAUUCCAGUCAGACGUACUCGCAACCUCAAGGACAAGUCAACAGUCAAGUGCAAGGCUACGGUGGAAAUCCACAACCAGGCACCGCUAUGACUCCUGAUGGAAUGAAUGGUCGCAGCUUUCCCACGGAUCCCAAUAGACCAUUGCCAACUCAUCCAUAUCCAGUUCCUGUAACUGAUCCCAAUGGUGCUGUGAGAGUAGAUUUGAAGCGUAAUCCAGCAAUGUUGGGAAUAGUGCCUGAUGAGAAGCCCGGAGAAACAGGAUUGAAGCAAACAGUUAGUUAUGUUGCUUUUCUGUUUGAUACAGAGGCAGCUCGAUUAUUAUUCCCUGUGCGAGAUGGCAUUAUACUUAUGCCCUUCAGACUUCAACAUAAUCUGUCAGUAGGUAGUAGGCAGGAAUUCUUGUUUGAUAGCACUCUAACAAGUUUGUGUGAUAAGUCUGAUCUGGAAAUACAAUUCAAGUGUUACCAUCAUGAAGACAGGCUGCACCAGACGAACUGGCCUACUGCAGUCAGUGUGAACGUCAACGCAGAACCAGUACCAGUUGAGAGGGGAGAUGGAAGAAUGGCACACAAGCCUUUGUACAUUAAGAAGUCGUGUCAAGUAGGCAAGAAUACGAUACAGAUUGCUGUGACUGCAUGCUGCUGUUCACAUCUCUUUGUACUGCAACUGGUUCAUCAUCCUUCAAUUAAUUCGGUGCUGCAAAGUCUUUUGAAGAAGCGUCUCCUUGAAGUUGAAUUAUGCAUUGAAAAAGUAGGUUAUGAGUAUCAUUCAUAUGCUGAGUAUGGUGUGGAACAGACAAGCAUCAAAGUCUCGCUAAAGUGUUCUCUCUCAUUUCGGCGAAUCUUGUUUCCUGCUCGAGGCAGGGAAUGUCGACAUGUACAGUGUUUUGACCUGGAGUCAUAUUUGCAAUGGAAUUGGGAACGAGGGACAUGGAAGUGCCCUGUUUGCUCGUAAGAGGUGGCAUCACAGCAGUGUUAACAUUUCUAUUCAUGUGAUUAUUGAUUACAAGAAGCCAGUGCCUCUUGAGCUGAUUGAA